Molecule: messenger RNA, 1785 nt
Organism: Triticum dicoccoides
Lineage: Eukaryota; Viridiplantae; Streptophyta; Magnoliopsida; Poales; Poaceae
Exons: 2
Coding region: 503-1081 (192 amino acids)
Source: RefSeq, a predicted model, not a curated record
CCGAUCCAACCACCAAACCCACGAACCCCAUUGCAUCUGGGAAUCCCUGCAUCUGCUCCCUCCCACCGGCGCACCACCGCGGUAACCACCAGCACCGCCCCUGUCCCCACACUACCGCGGCCACCUCCUUCCUCCCUUCUUCCUCUCCCACCAGCUCCCAGGCCCCGCCGUACCACCUUCUUCCUCCGGCAACGCCACUCGGGACCCGCCCCACCAUCUCCUUCCUCCGGCGCCACCACUCGGGAUCCGCCCCACUGCCUUCUUCCUUUGAUGGCCCCGCUGGUGCCAUGGAUCCCCCGGUGCAGCAGUCGUCCCCCUCUCCUCCAUCUCCCACCUAUAGGUCUACCCGGCAACGGAUCCGGUAGGACCCUCCUCCACCCCUCCUAUCGUGCCUGCCCGGCGACGGAUCCGGCGGGAUCCACCUCCAUCUCCGUCCUCCCGUGCCUGCCCGGCGACGGAUCCGGCAGGACCCUCCUCCACCCCCUCCUAUUGUGCCUGAACAAUGACAGAUCCGACGGGAUCCUCCUCCACAUCCGUCCCCCGUGCCUGCCCGCCGGUUGGAUCCUCCUACACCUCCCAUUGCCGUGCUAGCCGGUCACGGAUCCGGCAAGAUCCUCCACCCCUCUCCUCCCAUGCCUUCCUGGAGAUGGAUACGGCAGGAUCCUGCUGCAGCUCCUUCCUCUACGGCGGCGUCGAGCUCUCUGCCCUCCCGUACGAGCCGCCCGCCCCUCUCUCCUUUCCUUCUUCCUCCUCUCCCCGGAAACUACCUCCGGCGAGGUCUAGUGCAUGUCCAUCCUCGGCGGCUCGCGUGCAGUUCGCCCAACAAUGGCGUGCAGUACGACGUACGAUGGCAUGCAGUUCCGCGACCUUCCCUGGCGUGCAGUGCCACCAGCGUGCAGUGCAGCUUGCCCCGGCGUGCAGUGCAGCUCGCCCUGGCGUGCAGUGUAGCCCGUCCAUGCAUGCGGGCACCCUCACCUGCAACUCUACGCUUACGGAUUCCCUUGUGGCAGCUGCUGGGAUUAUCGCCCAAGAAGUUGCUGGUGAUGUUCGCAUGACUGAUACCAGCAUCUGGCAAGGGUAGUUUCUUUGCCUUUGGACGUGUUUUUUCUGGGAGGGUUGCAACUGGUAUGAAGGUCCGUAUCAUGGGUCCUAACUUUGUUCCUGGCCAGAAGAAGGAUUUGUAUGUGAAGAGUGUCCAACGUACUGUUAUCUGGAUGGUAAAGAAGCAAGAAUCGGUUGAGGAUGUUCCCUGUGGUAACACUGUUGCUUUGGUUGGUUUGGAUCAGUUCAUCACCAAGAAAUGCAACCCUGACAAAUGAGAAGGAAGUUGAUCCCUGCCCAAUCAGGGCAAUGAAGUUCUCUGUGUCCCCUGUUGUGCGUGUUGCUGUUCAGUGCAAGGUGGCUUCUGAUCUUCCUAAGCUUGUUGAGGGUUUGAAGCGGCUAGCAAAGUCUGACCCUAUGGUUCUUUGUAGCAUUGAAGAUUCUGGUGAGCAUAUCAUUGCUGGAGCUGGAGAGCUUCACCUUGAAAUCUGUUUGAAGGAUCUGCAGGAGGAUUUCAUGGGUGGUGCUGAAAUUAUUGUUUCACCUCCUGUUGUCUCCUUCUGUAGAUAACUAAAAAGAAUGAUGGCCAAAAAAACUGCAGUACACUUUUUAUGUGUGUGGGAGUUUGCUUUGAACUCUCUGGAAGCUCACUCAGGCUCAAGAACAAACGCACGUAUCACAUGCCUUGUUUAAGAAUCAUAGCAAAAAGCAGUACAGUCAAACCUGCAUGCAGUUACUUGGUCG